Molecule: messenger RNA, 4111 nt
Organism: Merops nubicus (carmine bee-eater)
Lineage: Eukaryota; Metazoa; Chordata; Aves; Coraciiformes; Meropidae
Gene: SPTAN1
Product: spectrin, alpha, non-erythrocytic 1
Exons: 31
Biological process (GO): actin cytoskeleton organization
Cellular component (GO): cell projection; cell junction; cortical actin cytoskeleton
Molecular function (GO): actin filament binding; calcium ion binding
Source: RefSeq, a predicted model, not a curated record
UCUGCACGUUUGAUGGUACACACAGUGGCAACCUUUAACUCGAUCAAGGAACUGAACGAACGCUGGAGAUCUCUGCAGCAGUUAGCAGAGGAGCGAAGCCAGCUCUUGGGCAGUGCCCAUGAAGUCCAGAGGUUCCACAGAGAUGCUGAUGAAACAAAAGAAUGGAUAGAGGAGAAGAACCAAGCAUUAAAUACAGACAAUUAUGGACAUGACUUGGCCAGCGUGCAGGCUCUGCAGCGCAAACAUGAAGGUUUUGAGAGAGACUUGGCAGCUCUUGGAGACAAGGUGAAUUCUCUUGGUGAAACCGCCCAGCGUCUGAUCCAGUCACAUCCUGAAUCUGCUGAAGAUCUCCAAGAAAAAUGUACUGAGUUGAACCAGGCUUGGAACAGUCUGGGCAAACGUGCUGACCAGCGCAAAGAGAAGCUUGGAGAUUCUCAUGACCUGCAGCGUUUCCUCAGUGACUUCAGGGACCUUAUGUCUUGGAUCAAUGGAAUCCGGGGCCUGGUCUCCUCAGAUGAACUUGCAAAGGAUGUGACUGGAGCUGAAGCUUUACUGGAAAGGCAUCAGGAACACCGCACUGAAAUAGAUGCAAGGGCUGGCACCUUCCAGGCAUUUGAACAGUUUGGACAACAACUUCUGGCUCGUGGACACUACGCCAGCCCAGAGAUCAAGGAGAAACUGGAUAUUCUAGAGCAAGAACGGACAGACCUGGAGAAGGCCUGGGUCCAGCGCAGAAUGAUGCUAGACCAGUGCCUAGAACUACAGCUGUUCCAUCGGGACUGUGAACAAGCUGAAAACUGGAUGGCUGCCCGAGAGGCUUUCCUAAAUACAGAAGAUAAAGGAGACUCCCUAGACAGUGUGGAGGCACUCAUCAAGAAACAUGAAGAUUUUGAUAAGGCUAUCAAUGUCCAGGAAGAGAAAAUUGCUGUCUUGCAGUCAUUUGCUGACCAGUUGAUCUCUGCUGAUCAUUAUGCAAAAGGAGUCAUUGCAAACAGGCGCAACGAGGUUCUGGACAGGUGGCGGCGUCUGAAAGCGCAGAUGAUCGAGAAGAGAUCGAAAUUAGGAGAGUCUCAGACACUCCAGCAGUUCAGUCGUGAUGUGGAUGAAAUAGAAGCUUGGAUCAGUGAAAAGCUCCAGACUGCAAGUGAUGAAUCAUAUAAGGAUCCCACCAAUAUUCAGCUUUCCAAACUGCUGAGCAAGCACCAGAAGCACCAGGCCUUUGAAGCUGAGCUCCAUGCCAACGCCGAUCGGAUCCGCGGGGUCAUCGACAUGGGGAACUCGCUGAUCGAGAGAGGAGCGUGUGCUGGCAGUGAGGAUGCUGUGAAGGCACGCCUGGCUGCCCUGGCUGACCAGUGGCAAUUCCUGGUGCAGAAAUCAGCAGAGAAGAGUCAGAAACUGAAAGAAGCUAAUAAACAACAGAACUUCAAUACUGGAAUCAAGGACUUUGAUUUCUGGCUUUCAGAGGUGGAGGCUUUGUUGGCAUCUGAAGACUAUGGGAAGGACUUGGCAUCAGUUAACAACCUUCUGAAGAAACACCAGUUACUGGAAGCUGAUAUAUCUGCUCACGAGGAUCGUCUGAAGGACCUGAACAGCCAGGCUGACAGUUUGAUGACCAGCAGCGCUUUCGACACGUCCCAGGUGAAGGACAAGCGCGAGACCAUCAACGGGCGGUUCCAGCGCAUCAAGGGCAUGGCGGCCGCGCGCCGCGCCAAGCUCAACGAGUCCCACCGCCUGCACCAGUUCUUCCGCGACAUGGACGACGAGGAGUCCUGGAUCAAAGAGAAGAAGCUGUUGGUUAGCUCAGAAGACUAUGGCAGGGACCUCACUGGUGUGCAGAACCUUAGGAAAAAACACAAGCGCUUAGAAGCAGAAUUAGCUGCCCAUGAACCUGCUAUCCAGGGUGUCCUAGACACUGGUAAGAAGCUUUCAGAUGAUAACACAAUUGGAAAGGAGGAGAUACAGCAGAGACUGGCUCAGUUUGUGGAUCACUGGAAAGAGUUAAAACAGCUGGCAGCUGCUAGGGGUCAGCGACUAGAGGAGUCUCUGGAGUACCAGCAGUUUGUAGCAAAUGUUGAGGAAGAAGAAGCCUGGAUCAAUGAGAAGAUGACACUGGUAGCCAGCGAGGAUUAUGGGGACACACUUGCUGCUAUCCAGGGCUUGCUGAAGAAGCAUGAAGCUUUUGAGACAGAUUUUACUGUCCACAAAGACAGAGUGAACGAUGUUUGUGCUAAUGGAGAGGAUCUCAUUAAAAAGAACAAUCACCAUGAGGAGAACAUCACUGCCAAGAUGAAGGGCCUCAGAGGCAAGGUGUCAGACCUGGAGAAAGCAGCAGCUCAGAGGAAAGCCAAAUUGGAUGAGAACUCUGCCUUCCUCCAGUUCAACUGGAAAGCAGAUGUAGUGGAGUCGUGGAUAGGUGAAAAGGAAAACAGUCUGAAGACAGAUGAUUAUGGACGUGACCUCUCUUCUGUGCAAACACUACUCACCAAACAGGACACUUUUGAUGCUGGACUUCAGGCUUUCCAGCAGGAGGGAAUUGCAAACAUCACUGCUCUGAAAGACCAGCUACUAGCAGCCAAACAUAUCCAGUCAAAGGCCAUUGAGGCUCGGCACGCUUCCCUGAUGAAACGCUGGAAUCAGCUACUUGCUAAUUCUGCUGCCAGGAAAAAGAAACUCUUGGAGGCUCAGGAGCAUUUCAGAAAGGUUGAGGAUCUGUUCCUGACGUUUGCAAAGAAGGCAUCUGCCUUCAACAGCUGGUUUGAGAAUGCUGAAGAGGACCUGACAGAUCCUGUGCGCUGUAACUCGCUGGAGGAAAUCAAAGCACUGCGAGAAGCUCACGACGCCUUCCGCUCUUCACUUAGUUCUGCCCAGGCUGACUUCAACCAGCUGGCAGAGCUUGAUCGCCAGAUCAAGAGCUUCCGUGUAGCCUCCAACCCAUAUACUUGGUUCACUAUGGAGGCUCUUGAAGAAACCUGGAGGAAUCUGCAGAAAAUCAUCAAGGAGCGUGAGCUGGAGCUGCAGAAGGAACAGCGAAGGCAGGAAGAGAACGACAAGUUGCGCCAGGAAUUUGCUCAGCACGCUAAUGCUUUCCAUCAGUGGAUUCAGGAGACCAGGACUUACCUGCUAGAUGGCAUAGCAUAUCGUCGUGUCAUUCGUGUCUAUCAGUAUGAAGUUGGGGAUGAUCUAUCUGGAAGGUCCUGCAUGGUGGAGGAAUCAGGAACACUGGAAUCACAGCUGGAAGCUACUAAGCGCAAGCACCAGGAGAUCCGAGCUAUGAGGAGCCAGCUGAAGAAGAUUGAGGACCUUGGGGCAGCCAUGGAAGAGGCACUUAUCUUGGACAACAAAUACACAGAACACAGCACCGUGGGGCUGGCGCAGCAGUGGGACCAGCUCGACCAGCUGGGGAUGAGGAUGCAGCACAACCUGGAACAGCAGAUUCAGGCUCGAAACACAACUGGAGUCACCGAGGAGGCCCUGAAGGAGUUCAGCAUGAUGUUCAAGCACUUUGAUAAGGACAAAUCUGGACGACUUAAUCACCAGGAGUUUAAGUCCUGCUUGCGCUCUCUCGGCUACGACCUGCCUAUGGUUGAGGAAGGAGAGCCAGACCCAGAGUUUGAGUCUAUUCUUGACACUGUAGAUCCCAACAGGGACGGGCACGUCUCGCUCCAGGAGUACAUGGCCUUCAUGAUCAGCAGAGAAACGGAGAACGUGAAAUCCAGCGAGGAGAUCGAGAGCGCGUUCCGCGCCCUCAGCUCGGAGGGGAAGCCCUAUGUGACCAAGGAGGAGCUCUACCAAAACCUGACCCGGGAACAAGCCGAUUACUGCAUUUCUCACAUGAAGCCCUACAUGGACGGCAAGGGCAGGGAGCUCCCCUCUGCCUACGACUACAUAGAAUUUACACGUUCACUCUUUGUGAAUUGAUCUGAAACACUAGUACAAAAGAUGCGAAGGACAUGCUCACGUUUGCUGACUGUAGCUCUGCAUGUGUCUCUUUCUCUGUGCUCUACAAUAAUCAAUGUUACUUUAUGAUGUAACCUUAAACUGCUUAGCUUAAAACUCUUAGGGAAAACAAACAUUGCAGUGUGCUUCAAUAAAAGUUACUGGUCGAACCACA